AUGUGGUAUGAAAUUAUUUUUAUUUUAGCAAUGAUAACAUAUCAUCAAUUAUAUGUUCAAUCAUCAACAAUCACAGCAACAUUUGGUUAUCAUUUUAUGAUCAUUUUUCCGAGUAAUAAUGGAAAUAAAAAUAUAAAUCCAACAAUCAGUGUUACCUUAAUGAAUCCAAAUAGUAAGGAAGUAACAGUUCAAAUUGAAAAUGUUAAAAAUGCAAAUGAUUUUUUGGAUGAUAGUGAAAUAAUUACUGUAAAUAUUGAUGCAAUGAAUUAUGCUGAAGUUUAUUUUAAUGAUUCAUCUAUAAAUACUUGUAAAAGUACAACUUUUGCAAAUUUUUUGGAAUGUACAGAUAGCAGAAUAUACAUUAAUUCAUUACAAUUACCUAUUACUGUUUUGUCACAUUGGUACCUUACUGAUGCUGGUGACAGUUUUCUUGUAUUACCAUUAUCGAUGAUAACAGGUAAAUAUGCAUUUUCUGCGCCACCACCUGCUGAAGAUGGCAUUACAAUGGUAUAUUUCUUGCCACAAUCAAACAAUAUGGAAAUAUCUGUGGUUGGAGAAGUUAAUAAACAACCAUUUUCUAAUUCAUUUACACCAAAACUUGCAAAUGGUAAUUUAUUGGUGCUGCAAACAACAGGCAAUUUAGCAUUAACUGCAAGUGCAAACAGUGCAUUUGCAGUUAUUGUUGCAGUAACAAAAUUGCCAAUCACAUCAGAUGAUAAUACUAAAAAUGAUUUUGGUAUUUAUAUGCCAACACCACUCUUUUUCACAGGUUUUUAA
Molecule: messenger RNA, 777 nt
Organism: Brugia pahangi
Lineage: Eukaryota; Metazoa; Nematoda; Chromadorea; Rhabditida; Onchocercidae
Source: the annotation of a GenBank genome assembly